This is a messenger RNA of Xylaria bambusicola, 1059 nucleotides long. Its product is annotated as cell wall glycosyl hydrolase YteR. NCBI's taxonomy places the organism in Eukaryota, Fungi, Ascomycota, Sordariomycetes, Xylariales, Xylariaceae. Bases 1 to 1059 code for a protein of 352 amino acids. Gene Ontology annotation, biological process: carbohydrate metabolic process. The record is from RefSeq and is a predicted model, not a curated record. The transcript has 3 exons.
AUGAAGCUUAUUUUGCCAUUACUUGAGGCCGGAGCGGCCGUGGCCACACCUCUGGCCAUCAUGGCCGACUCUUUCAUCGCGCGUGGGGUGUCUUCUUCUAUUAACUAUAGUUAUAUGGUGCUCUAUGAUGGGAUCCAGCUAGCAUAUAACUUCACGGGUGAAGAAAAGUAUCUCUCAUGGUAUCGCGGCCAAAUCGACCAGCUCAUACUUGACGACGGUACUAUCGAAGGUUGGGACUACGAGAAGUACUCUCUUGACAAUUAUCGGAUGGGCAACAACCUUCUCUUCUUUUAUGAGACAACGGGUGAGAAGAAGUAUAAGGACGCAGCGUUCAUCAUCCGGGAGCAAAUCAACCGACACCCGAGAACAGUGACUGGAGGUUUCUGGCACCGUAACCCCGAGUAUCCCAACCAGAUGUGGCUGGAUGGCAUUUUCAUGGCCGAUUCGUUCUAUGCGAAAUUUACCAAGGCCUUUGAUAACGGUAAUACGACGGCAUGGGACGACAUUGCCCUCCAAUACGACAACAUUGAGGCCCAUACGCGGAAUGCGACGUCCGGUCUCCUAGUUCACGGCUACGACGAGAGCAAGGCGGCUGUGUGGGCUGACCCUGUGACGGGCGGUGCACCACUAGUAUGGAAUAGAGCCGAUGGCUGGUACUUCAUGUCGUUGUUGGAGGUGAUCCCGGUUUGGCCCGAGACUCAUCCAGCACGAGAAACGCUCAUCGGCUACUUCACGACCCUCGCUACUGCUUUGUUGAGAACACAGGACGAGUCGGGUGGGUGGUGGUUGAUCAUGAGCGAGCCGUAUAUCGGUGCGCAGGGAAAUUACAUUGAAAGCAGCGGGUCGGCUAUGUUCACCUAUGGUUUCCUAAAGGGCAUCAGGUUUGGCUUGUUGGAUAGCGAUAAAUAUCUCGCAGCUGCACUAAAAGGCUACGAUUUGUUGGCUAGCGAGUUCGUCACUGAGAAUAAUGACGGGACUAUUUCCGUGCCUCUGGCCGUUAACGACUACAAAGGAGCCGGACCAUUCAUGUAUGCAUCUUGGGAGAUAGAAGCACUGUAA